GCAAGUUUGAUUUCAAAUCGAACCCCUCCUUGACCAAGGAGGGGUUCGAGGAGGGUUCGAUUUGAAAUCAAACUUGCCUUAUUACCACACAGACGAGUAUCUCCACGUUUGAAUUGCUGACCAAUUUCCACACGAAGCCUCCUUAUAUUGCGGCCACUAUCUCGAAGUUAGAAAGCAGUAAGCAAACGAAAGUAAUCAAACGAAUUUACAUCAUCAUGGCUCCUCAAACUGUCGUUCUCAUCACCGGCGCCGGCAGAGGCAUCGGAAAGUCUCUAGCAGCUGCCUAUCUCUUGCAGCCGGAUCACAUUGUCAUUGGGACUGUUCGUGAUCCCAAGGCUCCGCAGGCGGAGGAACUCAAGAGUUUGCCCGCAGGAAGCGGCUCACGUAUCCUCCUUGUCGGUAUCGAAAACACGAGCCUUACGGAUCCGAAGAGCGCCGUCGAGAGCAUUGAGGUUGCCGGAGUCGAUCAUAUCGAUAUCGUCAUCGCCAACUCUGGUGUCUCCAUUGGCGCCGGUCCCCUAGAAACCGCUGAUCCCAAGGCCUUCGUUGAUAGUUUCAACAUCAACGUCUUGUCCAGCGUUGUGCUAUUCCAGGCAGUGAACAAGCUGCUCACAAAGUCAAGCGCCCCGAAGUGGGUUACAGUCUCGAGCCGUGGCGGUUCCACCGCCGCUCCACUGCCUUGGUACUCGUACGCGGCUGCUUAUUGCAUGUCAAAAGCCUCUCUCAACUGGUUUUCACAGACUCUCCAUGUUUCGAACGCGUCUCUUACCGCUUUUGCUAUUCAUCCGGGAUUCGUCUUGACAGACAUGGGAAUCGCGGCAGCCACUGGUGCUGGCAUCGACCUGCCCGUCACCAAGGGCGAGGAGAGUGCCAAGAAUAUCAUUGAUCUCAUUAGCUCGGCAACACGGGAGACUCUUUCAGGGAAGUUCAUCGAUGUUGACACGCGUGAAGAGAUCCCUUGGUAAAAACUGGCGAUAUGGUCUACGGUCAGCGUAAACAGAAGAAUACAAUCUUGCUUUGCGACUCUUA
This is a messenger RNA of Pseudogymnoascus verrucosus, 1029 nucleotides long. RefSeq lists its product as uncharacterized. Bases 216 to 965 code for a protein of 249 amino acids. The transcript has 4 exons. The record is from RefSeq and is a predicted model, not a curated record. NCBI's taxonomy places the organism in Eukaryota, Fungi, Ascomycota, Leotiomycetes, Thelebolales, Thelebolaceae.